AUGAGAACUAUCUUGAGUUUCAAGAACAAAGAGUUGGUUAUUGAAUUACCCAUUAAUGAAGAAUCCAUGAGCUUCAAGAGCCUGAAAGCACACAUUUCAACACUCAAAAAUGAAGUUAAUAUGAAUAGAGACAAUAACUUGGUUUCGGAGAAAGCAAAAACUCUUGAAAAAGCUGAAACCAAGUUAACGUUGCAGAAGUUUUACAAGAGUUAUUGGACUAGAAGAAACCAAGCUGCUUGUGCUGUGGUUAUUGAGACGCUAAGCUGGAAAGAAAUGGAGUGUGCAGCUCUCAGGCAAAGUUCUGUGUCAUUCUUUACUGCUGAUCAUAAGUCAGAAACUGUUGUUUCCAAAUGGCAAAGGGCUUUAAUUAGGGCUGCCAAGGUUGGAAAAGGUUUGUCCAAGGAUGAGAAGGCUCAGAAAUUAGUUCUCAUACACUGGCUUGAAGCUAUUGAUCCACUUCAUCGCUAUGGUGGCAAUCUCCACCCUUAUUAUGAUGUCUGGUUAGAAAGUGAGAGCAAUCAGCCUUUCUUCUACUGGUUGGACAUUGGAGACGGCAAAGACCUCAGCCUUGAGAAGUGCUCAAGGGCUGAUUUACAGCUUCAAUGCAUCAAAUAUCUUGGACCUAAAGAGAGGGAGGCGUAUGAAGUAAUAAUGGAAAAUGGUAAACUUGUAUACAAACAAUCUAGGGUUUUCGUGGAUACGCCCAAAGGUACUGUAUGGAUAUUUGUCCUAGGUACUUCCGGGGACUUCUAUGUUGGGGAGAAGAAGAAAGGCUUCUUUCAGCACUCAAGUUUUCUUGCUGGGGGUACAACAAAGGCAUCUGGGAGAUUGGUUGCCCACAAUGGCAUCCUUGAGGCUAUAUGGCCAUAUAGCGGCCAUUAUCGUCCAACAAAAGAACAUUUCAAAGAAUUUUGCAGCUUCUUAGAGGAUCAUCAGAUAGAUUUGACAACUAUCAAGAAAUUUGCAAUUGAUGAAGAUACCCCUCCUAAAGUUAUACAAAAAGUGGAACCUAUUAAAUCAGAAGAGUCUGCAGUAGUAACUCGUGAAUCCAUUGACGAGGCAAAAAAGCAUGCCUCAGAGAAAGAAGAAGAAUCCAUCAAAAUGAAAGUGGAAUUUAUGAAGAAGCCACCAUUGUUACAAACAUGGAGCAAAGUGGCGGGUCCAACAAAGCUUCAGUUUCAUACAGUUGAACAAGUUCUCAAUUUGUCUCCUAGAAGUUCGGUUAAGCCUGCAGGGUCAUUUUUAAUAAGUAGUGGACUUGUUGCUUCUCCAAGACCUAGUUCAAAGAUUCAGUUCUCUCCUAGUACACUUGCAUGCUUAGGGUUAGGACUCCCUAAUCCAAUUCAUCUUUCUAAUUUAACUAAUAAUUAG
Molecule: messenger RNA, 1371 nt
Organism: Mangifera indica (mango)
Lineage: Eukaryota; Viridiplantae; Streptophyta; Magnoliopsida; Sapindales; Anacardiaceae
Product: IQ domain-containing protein IQM1-like
Exons: 8
Coding region: 1-1371 (456 amino acids)
Source: RefSeq, a predicted model, not a curated record